CCGUUAUCUGUUCUUCCCUCUCUCUCUCUGUCUCCUUUUCUCUCUCAUUCUUUUUCUCUCAAAAUUCAUGCGCACGCAGAGAUUUUAAUCACAAUGCAUAAUCACUGAUUAUAAUCUCACAUAUUUAUAUAAAUUCGUGUAUAAAUAUCGAUAAUCUCCGUAUUGUUGCUUAGAGCAUAAGGAAAGGUGAAAAAAAUAGAGGGAGAGAAAAAAGCAGGGGAAAAGGGGGUGGUGUGUGGAUAGCAGAAUGCCGCCGGCGAGAAUUCUGGUGGCUCAGGCAAUCGCGGCGGCGGCGGUGCUACUUUUCGCAGUCUCGGUGGAUGGGGAAGGGAAGGGAAUGGUGCUGAGCUUGGAGAGGGCGAGUCACGACGGAGUUGGGGUGAGUCAACUCAGGCACCGCGACCGAGUCAGGCAUGGUAGGUUGUUGCAGCAGCAGCAGCAGCCUUCCGGCGUCGUUGAUUUCUCCGUUGAAGGCACCUAUGAUCCUUAUCUUGUUGGGCUAUAUUAUACAAGAGUAAAAUUGGGAACUCCGGCAAAAGAAUUCUAUGUACAGAUAGAUACUGGAAGUGAUGUGCUAUGGGUUAGUUGCAAUCCCUGUAAAGGAUGUCCCUCAUCCAGUGGACUUCAAAUAGAGCUCGAGUUUUUUGAUCCUCCCAGCUCAUCCACGGCUUCACCGAUCUCAUGUUCUGACCAGAGGUGUGCUCUGGGAGCUCAGUCUUCUGAUUCUGGUUGUUCGGGCCAGAACCAGUGUGGGUAUACCUUCCAGUAUGGUGAUGGCAGUGGGACAUCUGGCUACUACGUGUAUGACUCGAUGUAUUUCGACUCUGUAGUAGGGAGUUCAUUGGCUUCCAAUAAUUCAGCACCUGUUGUUUUCGGUUGUAGCACAUCACAAACUGGGGACCUUACCAAGCCAGAUAGGGCAGUUGAUGGUAUAUUUGGUUUUGGACAGCAGGGAUUAUCUGUGAUUUCACAGCUUUCGUCGCAGGGAAUCACCCCAUAUUCGUUUUCUCAUUGUUUGAGAGGAGAGAGUGGUGGUGGUGGCAUAUUGGUGCUUGGUCAAAUAGUGGAGCCAAAUAUGGUUUUCACUCCGCUUGUUCCAUCACAGCCACAUUACAAUGUGAAUUUACAAAGUAUAGCUGUAAAUGGCCAGACACUCAGCAUUGAUUCAUCAGUCUUUGCGACUUCAAGCAACCGUGGAACAAUAAUUGAUUCAGGCACAACUUUGGCAUACCUUGCGGAAGAGGCUUAUGAUCCAUUUGUUACUACAAUCACAGAAACUGUCUCAGGAUCAGUUCGCCCUCUGCUUGCAAAGGGAAAUCAGUGCUAUUUAACUACCUCGAGUGUCUCUGAAAUAUUCCCACAAGUUACUCUAAACUUUGCUGGUGGUGCAUCAAUGAUUCUCAGGCCUCAAGACUAUCUUUUGCAGCAGAAUUCUAUUGGUGGUGUUGCAGUGUGGUGCAUCGGCAUUCAGAAAAUUCAGGGUCAAGGAAUUACCAUUUUAGGCGAUCUUGUUCUGAAAGAUAAGAUUGUUGUGUAUGAUAUAGCUGGUCAAAGGAUUGGAUGGGCAAACUACGACUGCUCGUCAUCUGUGAACGUCUCGACAACCACCAGUACAGGUAAAACGGAGUUCUUCAAUGCUGGGCAAGUUGACAAUAGCAACUCGGCAGAUUAUGCGCCUUUCAAGCUUAUACCGAGCGUCGUUGUAGCAUUACUACUGCAUAUAGCAUUCUUUGGCGUCGCCCCAUUAUUGUGAUAUGAAUCAGGAUGAAUCUCUUGUGCGAGGUUUUUUGUAAAUUCUUUUCAUUUUGGUAGUUUCUAUGUUGUAUACUUAGAUAAAAUUGCAGGCUUCUGAGUUAAGGUAAAAGAUACUCCAUCUUUAUUAGAAUAGAAAGAAUUGGUGUUGUCUUGUUGCACUCUUAAAAAUUUGUAGAUUUAUUGCACAGAUUUUUAUUUAUUUUUAAUAGAGAAGCGUGACAUCACACA
Salvia splendens (bonfire salvia) is the source of this 1983-nucleotide messenger RNA. Its product is annotated as aspartic proteinase 36. The transcript is spliced from 10 exons. Gene Ontology annotation, biological process: proteolysis. The record is from RefSeq and is a predicted model, not a curated record. Bases 248 to 1753 code for a protein of 501 amino acids. NCBI's taxonomy places the organism in Eukaryota, Viridiplantae, Streptophyta, Magnoliopsida, Lamiales, Lamiaceae. Gene Ontology annotation, molecular function: aspartic-type endopeptidase activity.